This is a messenger RNA of Dreissena polymorpha, 1800 nucleotides long. Its product is annotated as regulator of G-protein signaling 3-like. The record is from RefSeq and is a predicted model, not a curated record. Bases 1 to 1035 code for a protein of 344 amino acids. The transcript is spliced from 5 exons. Gene Ontology annotation, biological process: signal transduction. Gene Ontology annotation, cellular component: plasma membrane; nucleus. Gene Ontology annotation, molecular function: protein binding. Lineage: Eukaryota; Metazoa; Mollusca; Bivalvia; Myida; Dreissenidae.
AUGGAACCCAGAUCUCGACACAGUAAGAGGAAAGGUGUGUUCAUGAAAGGUCAGUUGAAGCUCUCGGUGUACCUAAACUACGGUCUCGUCACGGUGCACGUGGUCCAGGGGCGACAUAUCAGUUCCGGCUCCCAGCUGCAGCCGGAUACGUUCGUCAUGAUCUCCCUAAUCCCCGACGACGACGGGGUCGCUCCGACCCGCUGCCGGACAGGCGUGGUGAAGAACUCGAGUUGUCCGGUUUUUAACGAGAAGUUCUCAUUUGAGGUGGGAGAAGAGGACGAAUCACGGCGCGUGCUGAUAGCAGUGUGGAACAGGAACCCAACGUCUGGGAGCACGGAGUUUAUGGGAUGCAUGUCGUUUGGUGUUUAUCAUCUGCCCAAAUCUGAAGUGCUUCCGGAAACGCGCUGGUACCAACUUCUCUCAGAAGCAACCGGCUGCCGAAAACACCUGACCGUCCCUUCCAGGAAUAGACCUCAUCUUCCUGUCUUGCAGACCAUGGAGCUGCGACCAUCACCGAUCGUAGAGUAUCUAGUUCCGGAAGUAAACCAGUCGGUUCCCGACGACUCCCGUCACGUGAUCUCGGUGCUACGCUCUUCACGCGGUUCGUUUGGUUUCUCUGUGGUAGACGCGUGUCCUGCCAAGGUCGGUCGCGUGGACGGGUCGUCAUGUGCUGAGAUGGCGGGGCUCCGAACUGGUGACCUCAUCAUCCGGGUCAACGGUGAGAACGUGUCACGGUCGACGUCUGUAAGCGUCUCUAAAUGCAUUAGAAGCAGAGUUAAUGUUGUGGACCUCGAGAUACACCGCCCAAGCGCUAUACCCCCCACCCACACCCCGCUCUACGGUCACGUCGCCAAAGCAACCAGCUCAGACAGCGACGACUGCGGUCCCACUUCCGUACAGGAUUACACGCUCUACGACGAUAGAGCGGCGCUCGUGGACAGCACCGUCGUCAGCUUCAAUCCCUUCCGGUUGCUCCGGAAGUUGAGAACGAAAACAUGCUACGCGUUCUCCCAUUCUCGACCUAUUAGAUUGUAGCUGUGAACAAGACCUGCCUUGAUGUGCGACAUUAUAGAUUUCUACAACGUGUACUUUGCACAGGUGCUUCAAACUUCGAAUUAUUAUUCAGGACAACAGACAGAUGUGAAAGAAACAUUGACAUUGUACAUGUGCUGACCUUAUGCCUAUUCCUUUCAUAUUAUGCAGCAUAUCGAAUCAAACGAUUGUUUAAUAAUAUAACGCUUUGACUUUUUCUAGUAUUGGUUGAAACAACAUGUCGUUAGCGAUCCGAUUGUGUGCUUUACUAGUAAAUAUAGAAAUGGUCAUUAAACAAAGUCAUAAAUAUAAAAAAUACAAAGUAUGGUAAAUAGCUGUAAUUACUUCUAAGCGAAAGUCACCACUGUAAGUUAUACAAUGAUACUAUUGGCUUUGCGCCACGAAUGUACAUACAACAUACGAUGUUUAUAGUGCUCACAUAGUGCUUUUAUAUGCAUGAACUUUACGUAUGCAAAAUCGCAAAUUGUUGUAAUGUUGUUAAAGUGAUUGAGUCAUAAAAGUCGAUGACAAUGUAUAUAACUUCUUAUAUUAUUAUGUAAGUUUUGCCUCGAUUUAUCAUAUCAUAUUUAAAUGUAAAUAGAAAAUCUAGUCUUUGUUACACGAGUGCAUCCAACAGUGUUUUUUUUAAAUUCGUUCAUCAACAUAAUAAUAAAAUAAAUUUUAUGUACAAAGACAAAAACAGGAUAUAAAUCGAACAGAUCAUGAAUGGAAUUUAAUUUCCUGUACUCCCUAUGUAUUUAAAUAAAA